AUGAACUCUAACUGGACCUUGGUCCGCCGAGCCUUCAAGAUUGACUAUUUUGCCUCUCCAACAAUUGCAUCCGUAAACUUCUUCCAAGUAUUACCAUCAAGAGCCUUAUUUACAGCGGAACUGGCCGAUUUUCUUUAUUAUGAGACUUCUAUAUUAGUCUCUCCUGCUGUUACAAUGACUACUGCUAAAGCACAGACUGUAAUUUUUCAACCUAGCCUUUGCACCUUUAUCGUUCAGUUCCACUUCGGGACAGCGCUAUGUGCUCUGCAAAGCAUAUGUCUUCUGGCGUUUGGUAGAUCACCGCCUGCACCAUUUGGUCUAGACGCUACCAGAGCGUAUAUUUCGCUAGACCUUGUGGUUAUGUGCUUCGCCGCGACUUUUAAUCGGGACACGAAAUCUAUAGACUAUGGGGAAUGCCGUUCAACUUUAGGCAAUAGCAAUGAGGGAUAUAGGUCCAUCUAUCAUUAUCCUAGCAUGGAGACUACUCAUGCCAAACUCAGAAAGCUCAAGCCCGCGAGCAGAUUUGAUGCAAUAAUGACUGUAGUAUCAAAGAGAUACUCGGAUAAAUAUCCUCUUGGGCGGAUCUUACUUUCUGUGCAAGGAGUAAAUCGGAUGGAAGCUGUAAGCGCAGGUAGACAGAUGUCCUUGAGGCAUUUUCUAGAGCACGUAUCCACCAGCUUGACAAACAUACGAGCCCAAAUUAGCAGAGAGGGAGCUCUUCAUGCCCUUACUAUUAUUGAAAUAGUACUAGCAAAUCAGAACUCUUUCUAUCAUUUACGGUUGAUUCUGUAUCGUCUGCACAUUGUGUAUAUCGCGCUCUCCACGAAAGGCCAGUCGGAGGAUCCAUUGAGGCGUUGCAGCUGGUCUCACGCCUUUGCACUUCGGAACCUUGACUGGAGAUUCUCAAAUGACGGGAUCCUUCUAGAGCAUGGUGUCGACCCAAACGCCCUUUCAGACUAUAGCGAAAGCUCUUUCCACCUUGCACUGCGCACAAUGCUCAAUGGAACAAGAUACGAAGGCGAUUUCGAAGAAGAGGACAUCUACGGCGGACUGUUAGCUGUCGCUGUCUCGCCUCUCGACCAAUCGCCUCCUGCGGGCGUCUGCGGAUCUCCACCCCCGGCUCUCGCGCCCCCCGCCGCUAAUGGCUCCUGUACUGAAUUGACUCACAUAACCGUAUCGGACGCGUACCAGAGUAUUAUCGGUGCACGUCCGACACGAACACGACACGACACAGACAUGAACUUAAGCACAAACCGCCUCAACACUAACUAA
Molecule: messenger RNA, 1272 nt
Organism: Lindgomyces ingoldianus
Lineage: Eukaryota; Fungi; Ascomycota; Dothideomycetes; Pleosporales; Lindgomycetaceae
Exons: 8
Coding region: 1-1272 (423 amino acids)
Source: RefSeq, a predicted model, not a curated record